AUGGAAAAUACCGACAGCGACAAGCCCAGGCCGGUUGCGCCACCUGAGCCCAUAUCACCCGCGCUCUCUUCUGCUCCCAAGCCUUCAACUUCCAGAGCUGCCUCACCAACUCGUGUUCCAACGCCAGAUUCUGCCCGCGCCAUAAAGGUUAAGAGCCCUUUGGUUGAGAGCGCGCCUGUCACCGUUGCAACAACUGUUAUAUCUGCCACCACUGCACCUCGAGCCGCAUCUCCACCAGCAGCCAUGCCUCCAUCACCAUUGCCAAGGGCCUCAACUCCAGCUCCAGUUGCUAAGGAUCGCGCUCCAUCACCAGUGAACGCGCAUUCACCUAGUACUGCUAAUGGAAAGUCGCCAGUUGUUGCUCCGUCUGCCGUUAUAAGCGCAUCACCAAGGCAAGUCAUAUCUCUGUUGUUAUGGGUUGUUCCUCUUUUUCUUCUGUCUCUCUGUCUUCAAAUCUCCCCCAAACUCAUCAAAACAUUCACGUCGUACUCGAUUGCUUCGCCAUCAUAUCUUCGCGUCCUCAGCCAACAGAUCAACGGUCGCAAGAUUUCUAUCGGCGAUGCAGAUGCUGAAAGCGAGCUAAGUGAGCCGCUGAGCACUGUGCAUUCUCCGUCAGGGGUCGACUUCAACGAACUUGAGGACGAGAUAGUAGUGGGCGCCCGCACUAACGGUAUUCGCAAAUCGUCCCCUAUUCAGCCAGCAUCUGAAGGCGAUGACGAGAUUAUGAGAGAUGCUGAGGAUGAGCCCGUGGCUUCCCACUAUCCAAAGAGAAAACGCAACUCCAUCUUCCAGGGCCUGAAUGAAAGGAAGAUGGAGCCGGUGAGGUCUCUCGCUGACGAACGACAACCACAAGCAACUGCGACGAAGAGCAAACCUCCACGUUCAAGCACUGGAAGCGUCAGAGGCGUCACCAUUGGAUAUUGGAGAGACUCGGAGGCUCCCACAGUGGACCUUAAACAUGCCGUCAUUGGUUUCAUCGAUAUUCGCGAGCGAUUACGGACCCGUAUCCAGCCCACCACAUUAUCUGGAGAAACGAUAUCAGACGAAUACCCCUUGCCACCAGGACCUGGCGGAAGUUGGGUAACCUUCGACAAGAUUGUGUUUUUGGAUCAUCUUGUGGGCUUAGACCAGCUACAGGUUAAGGAGUAUGUGAAGAUCCGCGCCGAAGCGAUUGGGACAGACGAGCUUGAGGGAGAGAGAGUUGCUGCUGAGAAGGCUGCUGUAAAAGAAGCAGUCCGUCGGGCCAAUCUCAACUCCACUGCCGAACACGGCACAAAUCUACCCCAGGUUGCUUAUGGUGUUGAUCUCCCCGAACACUUGCAACAGAACCGCGAUGCCAAAAGGAGGAGGACGAGCGGAGGGUUUGCGCCAGCCAAUCCUCCUCCCUCAAAUGGUCCUGUCAUUGAACACACUCCCAUUCAACCAGCCCCCGGUGGCCCGCAACCUCUGCGACAUACCGUUGAUCCCCUGCCUGGCACUAGACCUACUCGAAUUCUCAUUGGGCAUUGGGCCAAGUCUAACUCGCCGGACCCUCGUGAUCGCCAUGCAGUAUACGGGAUCUUGGGACAGAAUGAUAUGUUCCGCGUUAAGCUGGUACGAGAGACGCGCGACGGACGUUUCGUCGAAGGAAAUUUCCCCGCUGGGGCUGGUGCACUCUGGAUUGCAUACGAGGAAGUUGCAUUUGAGCCACACUUGCAAAACCUAGCACGGAACGAGAUCAAGGAAUAUUGCCGUGUUCGACAGUAUCAGAUAGACAUGGGAGAGAAAGAAGGGGAGCGAACCUCAAACGAGACCAAAGCUGUUUAUGAGGCACAGGCAAGGGCUGCGGGAACGAAUUACAAGGCGCCUGCUCCCUUGUCUAUUGCACCCGCUCUACCCCGUCUUCCAGGCGAUUAUGGCGAAGAAUCUGAUCAGACAGGGCGAAUGGGAUAUGGUGGCCAUGAGCUGCGACAGAGUCGGCGCGUCGAGGCCGCUAGAGCCGAAGCACGCCAGUCAUACAUAGAUAUCGAAACUCCUCCUCAGUCUGCGCCAGCUCCUCGUCAAAGCACGGGCAGGACAUCGGUGAACAACAAUGCGAUCGAAAGAACAUCUGCUCUAGCGGAGCGUGAGAUUUCACGCGUCGAGCUCGCCCAGGAACGCGCGCACAUGCAAGCAGCGAACCGUGAACGAGCCGCAGCCGCGGCCGCUCAGGCAGCCCAAGCAGCUGCAGCGAACAUCCCUGGCCUAGCUGUUAAUGGGCGGCAACAAUUACACGAGCGGGACGAAAUGCAACGUCUUAAUAAGGUCUGGGCACGUCAGGAAAGCCUCCGACUAAGAACGAAUGCCGAAGAUGCGAAGAUGUAUGCUGGGGUGAAGUAUGAACGUAAGACGCAAGGCCCAUUUACUGGGAAACUCGUUUCACAAGGCACUAUCAUCAAUAUUGACGGCGAGGACUACAUUGAGUACCGUGUUCUCGCUAAGCCAUCGUUCUUCUAG
Fusarium subglutinans is the source of this 2475-nucleotide messenger RNA. RefSeq lists its product as uncharacterized. Lineage: Eukaryota; Fungi; Ascomycota; Sordariomycetes; Hypocreales; Nectriaceae. The transcript is spliced from 2 exons. The record is from RefSeq and is a predicted model, not a curated record. Bases 1 to 2475 code for a protein of 824 amino acids.